Messenger RNA from Mytilus californianus (California mussel), 3322 nucleotides. RefSeq names its product sulfotransferase 1A2-like. Gene Ontology annotation, cellular component: cytoplasm. Gene Ontology annotation, biological process: sulfation. Gene Ontology annotation, molecular function: sulfotransferase activity. The record is from RefSeq and is a predicted model, not a curated record. NCBI's taxonomy places the organism in Eukaryota, Metazoa, Mollusca, Bivalvia, Mytilida, Mytilidae. The transcript is spliced from 7 exons. Bases 89 to 994 code for a protein of 301 amino acids.
AACACAUUUAUCUUGUGAUUAAAACUCGUAGUUUGAUUCAAUUACAACCUGUGGUCUCUUUGUUCGUCGAAUAAUCAUACGAAGUACAAUGGAUAAAUCUGAACUCCCACACGUUAAUUUCAAGGAUGAAGAAGUCACUGUUCUCAGUGACAAUAAUGGCAACAGCGUGAAUGUCAUUGAAUAUGAUGGAUACUAUCUGUCAAAGAAGGCAAUAGAGAAGGAACGUAUUGCAGACCAUCGAAUUAAUAUACCAAAUAUAAUCAAAAUGCAUAUCAGACCAGACGAUGUAUUCUUGGUAGCUUACCCAAAAGCCGGUACGCACUGGACAUGGGAAAUUACUACCAUGUUGAAGCAGGACGGCAAAGAACAAAAUCUACCCAAAGAAGUAGCAAUGCUUCCAUUUGAAACACCAGAAAAAAUUGACGAGCUACCAUCACCCAGACUUAUAAACAGCCAUUGUUGUUUUAAACACUUACCACAAGAAAUACUGGAGAAGAAAAAUAAGAUUAUAUUUGUAAACCGUAAUCCAAAAGAUGUCGCUGUAUCCUUCUUCCAUCAUUGCCAACAUGCUGUUGAUUAUAAGGGGACAUUUAGUCAGUUUUUAGAUUUCUUCAUGUCGGAAAAAGUUUAUCACUGCGCAUGGUACAAAUACGUGCUGGACUGGGAAAGGGUAUUCAAACAACACCCAGAGCUUCAAGUAUUGUAUGUCAACUACGAAGAUUUACACACGGACCCAAUGAGAGAAACAGAUCGAAUAGCCACCUUUUUGGACGUUCGAAAGUCUGAAGAGUUUUACAGUAAAGUAUUAGAAAAGUGUUCCUUUUCUGAACUUAAACAGUCAUAUAAAAAACGGAACAACAUGGACUUUAUGUUUAGGAAAGGUGCAGUUGGUGACUGGAAGAAUUGGUUUACUGUAACAGACAACGAAAGAUUUGAGAACUAUUUGAAAGAAAAAUUAUCCAAUCCUUUUGUGAAAUUUACUUACUGUUUAUGAUUCUUUUUAUGUUUAUUACAUUUUUGUACGUUAGUAAAUCCAAUUACUGAAGUAACUUAGAAAUGAGACGAUCUGGUAUGAUUGUCAAUGAGACAACUAUCAACCAGAGACCAAAUUUCGUAGAUGUAAGCAAUUAUAGGUCAUCGUACGGCUUUCAACAAUGAUUAAAACGCAUUCAUUAAAAUAACUAUAAAAUAUCAACCACUAAUUCUGAAUUAGUGGAAAUAUAAUGGACUGUCUAUCAUAAAUGUUGUGCAUUAAAUAUUCAUUUCAAUCAUAAUUGGUCACAUGUUUUACUAUCAACAGUGGUCACUGAUAAUAUAUAUAUAUAUAUAUAUAUAUAUAUAUAUAUAUAUAUAUAUAUAUAUAUAUAUAUCAGUGACCGCUGAGGAUAAUAAACUAACAAUUGAUAGUAACUAGUAAACAUAUGUUACUUCUACUAUAUCUAUGUAAAUCUAACCAUAGAUAUUCUGUGGUCUAACAUAGAACACGCGGAAAUAACUGAAAUUAAAAGAAAAAAAUAACGCAUUAUGGGGAAAAAGGGGGAAGGCAAAGAAAAAAUGUCCUCUACCCAAAUAACUAUGAUGCCAACAACACGUGUUUCUGGAUAUUUUCAAGACUCAAUUUUUAUAAAUGAAAUUCAUAAUACAUAAGAAAUUAUCAAACAAAAGGACCAAAACUUUCUAUAAAGUCAACCUUGCCGGAGGGAGUUACAACAUUAGUGUUAGGAAAAUUUCAUUGUGAAUUUAGAAUAAAAAUGUGGCAUUCACCAGCAAUUGCAUUGUACUUUUUAAGAACUUGCUGCUACAAUUUCUCAUGAUAAUCUUCAUAAAUAAUUGUGACAAACGUGACUUUCAUUGAGGGUUUUUUUCCUUUUGGCUCCUUCUUGUACAUUUCUGAGUCGGCCAGAUACGCGGUUAUUAGUGCGGGGUGACAUGAUUAUAGCAUUUCAAGGAGAUGAAGAAUGAACGAUAAUGAGACAGCAAACAAACGAUAAAAAUAAUUUAAAGACCAUUAGAGAGCUACAUACAAGUUUCUUUAGAAUAUGUCAAGCUCUAAAUCGUCCCGGGUCCAUACAAAUAUGACUUUGACCUAUAAUGGUUUACUUUUACAAAUUGUGACUUAGAUGGAGAGUUGUCUCAUUGGCACUCAUACCACAUCUUCUCAUAUCUAUUGAAUUCAGUAACUGCACGAGUUCUUGUCAUGUGGUUGUUCCAAGGCAGAAAAUUCAAUGGUUGUAUUUAAAAAAUGAAAACAACACGUUAUAAAAGAGGGACGAAAGAUACCAGAGGGACAGUCAAACUCAUAGAUCGAAAACAAACUGACAACGCCAUGGCCAAAAAUAAAAAGACAAACAGACAAAUAAUAGUACAGAUGACACAACAUAGAAAACCAAAGACUAAGCAACACGAACCCCACCAAAAACUGGGGGUGAUCUCAGGUGCUCCGGAAUGUCAUAAAUGUCAUGCUUCCGAAGCGCUUUUCUGCAUUUACCUUCAUCAGGACGCUCAAAGCCGAAUAUUUGAAAGCCAAGGAUCUAUAAGGACCUAAAACGUUGAAGAGCUAUAAACCAAAAAGGACCUAAAAAAAUUACCAAAACUGUGCCUGAGGGAGUUGAAACCUUAGUUUCUGUAUAAUUUCAAAAUUUAUAAACGGGCAAUUUUAGAUAGUCUGUUAAAAAUCAUGUCAGUACCGAAGUACUGACUACUGAGCUGAUGAUACCCUCGGAGACUGAUAGUCCACCAGCAGAGGUAUCGACUCAGUGCUGUUAAAAAAUGAAAACAACACGUUAUAAAUUUCAUGCGUCAGAAGCGCUUUUCUGGAUUUACCUUCAUCAGGAACGCUCAAAGCCGAAUAUUUGAAAGCCAAGGAUGUGUAAGGACCGAAAACGUUGAAGAGCUAUUAACCAAAAAGAUACUUCGGGGGUUUUAUGUUGAUUGUAGACCUUUGAUAGGGAUAAUCUCUGUUAAACUUAUUCACAAUAUUUUCAAGACUAGGGCUAUUUGUAUCUCGGGAGGGAUUGUGGUUGAUUUUUAUAUGAUGAAGACAUAAUCUUUCGAUCAGUUUAAUCGAUGCCUAGAGCUGGCAUGUCAGUAACUGCUAGUAGUCCUUUGUUUAUUAAAUAAUAUGAGCUGCGUCGGAUAGAAAUCGACCUUAUGCAAGUACACGUAUACAUGUACAUGUAUAAGACUUUGAUUGAUGUCAGAAUAUUCAAAUACGAAAUAAAAGAUGAUUUUGGGUCUGUUUUGUAGGGUUCUUAUAUCAACUCAAUUUUCAAACAGUUACAGACUUUGCAUAGAGAUUUUUUCAACCCGAAAUAAGUUAACA